GGUAGAAGUUGUACGGCGCAACAAGUCAGGAAAUCCGCGACCGCGUGCAACCACGUCGAGCACCGGCUCGUGAUCGAGAUCACCGUCAACAACUACAACGGCGUGAGAAACAGCAACUUGUUGAAGCAGUACAUGUACCAAAAGUAAAAAUGUCUGGGUCUGGAAACUUGUGAUGCUGGGUGGCGUCUCAUGAUGAGGCUACACACGCUGGCUCAGCAUGACAAGUUUCUGAGCUCCUAGGUGUUGCCUCUUCAUCUGCAUGACAGCCUGCGCUUCUGCAUCACAGAAAAACGGAGCUCUUGGGUAACGUGCAUGACAGAUUCAAGAGUCAUGCCAGACAAGCAUGACAAACAUGAAUUCUUCCAGACCCAGACAUUUUUACAUUUGAUAACAUGACCUGUCCGAUUGCCCGGGAACUCGCGCUCAGCGUGAAGCGCUGGGCUCGGGAGAAAAACUUGGUCCGGAUAUUGUAUUAG
Messenger RNA from Amoebophrya sp. A120, 476 nucleotides. The record is from the annotation of a GenBank genome assembly. NCBI's taxonomy places the organism in Eukaryota, Dinophyceae, Syndiniales, Amoebophryaceae.